AUGAUAAGUCUAUGCGAAGUCUGCGGAAAUGAAGCAAUUUUUCUCUGUAAGUGUAGGAACGGGAAAUUCUGCAAGCCACAUAUGGACAGGCAUAAAUCAGAGCCUGGGAAUCACCAAGCUGUAGCUAUAUCAGAAGCACAGGAGCCACAGAAACCAGGGAAAAAAUCUGUUUCAUUUAACAGAAACAAUGAUUCGUCACAAGGAGGUGACAAUUCUCGAUCAGGGCAUCAGCUUUCAGAAAAAGAGGUAAGAAAACAAGUGGUCCGUGCCACUUUGGAAAGAGAAAUGAACAAAAUAAUAAAAUUCAGAGAAGACACGUUGGAAUGUAUUGAUUCACAGCAGGAAAGCUAUAUAAGACAAAUUAUUGCGGACACUAAAAAUCUGACUUCAGCUUUCGUUCAAGAAAUUUCUGCAAAAGAAGCAAUGAUUAUUAGUGCACUUAAUGAAUUAGAUAAGCCAGGAGACAUCCCUGCAGGGAACCCUAUUAUAGAGCGCACUAGGGAGCUGAAAGAGCCUGAAGAUUGUCUGGUGCAGUGCUCAGGAGAAGUUAAAGAAGUGAUUUUUGAAAUAAGGGAUUUUAUGACUAUUGAAAUGGGCUGGGCUGCAAAUCCAGUUAUAGAGGACAUUAAAACAUAUUAUCAACAAAACCAAGCAAUAAUCCCAUUAAAAAUGAAGGAUUUGUUCCAAAAAAUUGUUGCUGAAAAGCAUUACACACUCAAAAAAGUCAAUUUAAAUAAAGCUAAAAUUGGAAAAGAAGGUAUUCCUCACCUGGUAAAAGUACUUUCUCUAUUACCACAGAUAGAAAUUCUAAAAUUAGGCAGUAAUGGCUUAGGAUCUGAUGGCGCAGAACCAUUGGCAGAAGCAUUAAGCAAGCUUACUAAGCUACAGAAACUUAUUUUAUUUGAUAAUGAUUUAAGAGGAAGUGGCAUUCAAGCAUUGUCUUCUGCUUUGCAAGAUCUCAAAGAGCUGCAAGUAUUAAGCCUUGCAAAAAAUUCCCUUGGAGCGACUGGAGCCAGACAUAUAUGUUUGGUCCUCCAAGGAAUGGCAAGGCUUAAAGAAGUUGAUUUAGAUUACAACGGCUUGGGAGCAGAAGGCGCAAGAUAUUUGGCUGGGGCUCUUCCUAAAAUGACACAUUUAAAGACUUUGAAAUUAAGAAAUAAUAACUUGGGAGAUGAUAGUGUGAAAUUUUUGAAAGGCGCAUUAGGGAGAAUGAAUAAGCUUGAAUUGCUGAAGCUUGAAAAUAAUCCUAUGGGGAAUGAUGAAAAGAGAACUUUGCAAAAUGUGGUGAGACCUGGAUGCAAGGUGGAGUUUUAA
Blepharisma stoltei is the source of this 1314-nucleotide messenger RNA. NCBI's taxonomy places the organism in Eukaryota, Ciliophora, Heterotrichea, Heterotrichida, Blepharismidae. The record is from the annotation of a GenBank genome assembly.